AUGUAUGCCACCACUGCCCACCACCCCUGGAGAUGCCAGUGCCUCUGGCCACCCCAGUGGAUGCCACCACCGCCCGCCAUCCCCGGCAGUGCCAGUGCUGCCCUUCCCCCCCCCCCCCUGGACGCCACCACUGCCCCCACCAGUGCCAGUGCCACCCGCUGCCCCCCUGGAAGGCACCACUGCCUAGUGCCCCUGGCAGUGCCAGUGCUGCCCCCCGCCCCCCUCGACGCCACCACUGCCCCCAGCGGUUGCCAGUGCUGCCCUCCGCCCCCUGGACGCCACCACUGCCCCCAGCAGUGCCAGUGCCACCUGCUGCCCCCCCAGAAGGCACCACUGCCUAGUGCCCCUGGCAGUGCCACUGCUGCCCUCUGCCCCCCUGGACGCCACCACUGCCCCCAGCGGUGCCAGUGCCACCCGCUGCCCUCCUGGAAGGCACCACUGCCUAGUGCCCCUGGCAGUGCCAGUGCUGCCCUCUGGCCCCCUGGACGCCACCACUGCCCCCAGCGGUGCCAGUGCCACCCGCUGCCCCCCUGGAGGCACCACUGCCUAGUGCCCCUGGCAGUACCACUGCUGCCCUCCGCCCCCCUCGAGGCCACCACUACCGCCAGCAGUGCCAGCAGUGCCGCUGCCCCCCUGGAGGCACCACUGCCUAGUGCCCCUGGCAGUGCCAGUGCUGCCCUCCGCCCCCCUGGACGCCACCACUGCCCCCAGCAGUGCCAGUGCCACCCGCUGCCCCCCUGGACGCCACCACUGCCCCCAGCGGUGCCAGUGCCACCCGCCGCCCUACUGGGCACCACCACUGGCCACCGCCCACAGUGGUGCCAGUGCCGCCCGCCACCCCCUUGGAUGGCACCACUGCCCACCACCCCUGGAGAUGCUAGUGCCGCCCGCCGGCGCACUGGACGUCACCACUGUCUGCAGCUAUCGGCGGUGCCAUUGUCGGUUGCCAGGAUGUUGCCAGCUCCAAUCUGUCCAGUCACCGAGUCGAUCACUGCUAAAUGA
Schistocerca americana (American grasshopper) is the source of this 1002-nucleotide messenger RNA. Its product is annotated as wiskott-Aldrich syndrome protein homolog 1-like. The record is from RefSeq and is a predicted model, not a curated record. NCBI's taxonomy places the organism in Eukaryota, Metazoa, Arthropoda, Insecta, Orthoptera, Acrididae. The coding region runs from base 1 to 1002 and encodes 333 amino acids. The transcript has 2 exons.